AAGAUCCUUAUUUCUUAAAACCCUGGCAAUUAUUUAAAGAAUUUAUCAAGCGGCAACAUUGGUAAAAAAGUAGAAAAUGUCGGAAAGUGGUUGUGCAUUGUGUAAAUUUUUGUAAUUUUUCUUUAACAAUUGAUUAAUAGUAAUUAGUUAGAUUAAGUAAAAUUAAUUUGUAUUGUAUGAGUAGUAAAUUUAUCUAUUAGAUAAUUGUUUAGUCUUGAUUUAUAAUUCAUAAAGAUUCUGAAUUUACGAAGUGGCAGCGUGAAAAAUUACGAAGUUGUUUGUGUUGGUGCGGGUGACGGCUGACGAUCAAAUGGUUGAAAUGUGGUAAUUGCUACAAGUAAUAAAGAAUAGUCAGAAAACAGAAAAAAGCACAAGUUUAUCAUUAAAUAAGUGCGGACAUCGUCGUCGAGAUUCCUUUGGUACAUAUAGGGGUUGUUAAUUCCUAAAGUGGAAAAGUAUUUUCGUUACUUAUUUGUUACCCGUCAGAACACCUGAAAUUCUCAGAAACUGGUAAUUGGAUACCAAAAAUCGUAAAUUAUCGGAUAACGCCAGCCCACAAGAUGGCCGACUGUUAUUCGUAAGAUAAUGUCUGGUGCAUCUGGUUCAUCAGGCAGUGGAACUGGUCGAGGCAGAAGUGCAACAGACGGCAAACCAGACACGAAAGAGAACAAACCAAACCAUAAAAUGUCAAAGGCUCUCGGCACAUCGGCCAAGAGGAUUCAAAAGGAAUUGGCAGAAAUUACAUUGGACCCACCACCAAACUGCAGUGCAGGACCAAAAGGAGAUAAUUUGUAUGAAUGGGUGUCUACCAUCCUUGGGCCACCAGGCUCAGUGUAUGAAGGAGGAGUAUUCUUCCUAGACAUUCAUUUUUCACCAGAAUACCCGUUUAAGCCACCAAAGGUGACAUUCCGAACAAGGAUAUAUCAUUGUAACAUCAACAGUCAGGGAGUGAUAUGUUUAGACAUCCUGAAAGACAACUGGUCUCCAGCUCUAACAAUAUCCAAAGUAUUACUCUCAAUAUGUUCACUCCUAACUGACUGUAAUCCAGCGGAUCCUUUAGUUGGCAGUAUUGCAACACAAUAUAUACAGAAUAGGGAAGAGCACGACCGCAUCGCGCGCCUCUGGACAAAGCGUUACGCGACAUGAUUCUGUUACUACAAACAUGCUACUGUAAGAAAGGACACACAUACUCAACACCAUUCUGUACUAAAUCCAUCCUAUUUACCUAAAUGUAAGCUUAUUUUAUUGAUUAACGCGCCCUCUGUACACAUGCAAAUGGAUCUUUAUCAUUUGCUAAAAUAUGUAAAGCAGUUUUUUUUUCCUUAAAAAACCUACUGAUCAUUUGCAUUUGAUGAUUAUUAUGUACAAAAUUCCAAUUCUUAUUUAAGUCAGUUUUAUUAGGAAUAAUUUGGUAUUAUGUAUAUCAUUUGAUUGAAAUACAGUAUGUUACAUAGCUGUAAUGCAGAGUGCGCUUAAUGGCUUAUUUGUAAAUUUAGUUGCAAUUAAUGUGAUGUCACGCUUGAGACGACAGUCUGAAUUGUAUAAUUUUAGUUACGAAUUAAUUUUAGUUUAAACAAACGUUUUUCGUUAAUUAUACUAUUACUGUAUUAUGUAAAAAUGCAGACUAAAAAAUGUAAACAUAGGUUUAAACCAGUGAAUUGAGUCAAUUUUACCGCUCAACGCGAUGAUCUCAUGCGCUCAUCAACUGUUACUACUUAUUCAUAAGUAUGUCUUAUAUUGCGAUUGAUGUGAUGGCACAACUUGGAAAAAUAAAUCGCAUACUCCAAUGAAAUUGCUUAUGAUUUUUCAAUUUUGAAUGAAUGGUACAGAAAGUUAUUACAAACUUUUUAUUUUAAUUUAUUGAGCAGAAUUGCUACUUUAAAUGUAGAUCUGAUACUUAAGGGCUCCCAUGCACUAGGAAGACAUGCGUUAAAAAGCCGUUGCCGAUAUUUAAUGGAAGAGUGAAUUGUGUAAUUUUUAUUCUGUAAGAAAUUCCAAGUAAAGUGAAUAUUUAAUUCAUACUCUCUUUGCUUAAAUUUCGACUAAUGAUAGUCAUCAUCCUGCAGCUACUACAUGUAAAAAUAUUUUUUAUAUGUAAGGAUUUUAAAACUGAUUACUCUUAACUCUGAAUAACGAGUAUUCGAGAUAUAACAGUACAGAUAUGUGAGAUAGCAGGUUUAUUUAUAUAAUACGAUGUUGACAAUGUGUAGAUACGAAAUUCAACUAUGUAUACACAUAAAAAUUUUGGAAGGUUGAAGGUGGCUAUCCUUCGAGAGAUUCACAUUAUUCAGCUCUACUUGCUGUUAGAUUCUGUUCUAAUGUAGUCUUCAAAGAACAAUAUGUUCCUAUAUAUCGAUUGCCGCACUUCAGCUGUUUAGUGCACAGGGAGUUUCAAAAAUUUGUUUGCUAUAAUAUUGGCAAAUUCAGUGAUAUUUUUGUUGCCAAAAUGAUUUCAAUUUUCAAUGCAAUAUUUUUAAUAUCUACUUUUAUUUACGAAACAUUUAUCUACCACGCGCAUAUUAUCCUAUAAUAAAAUAUAACAAUCUUGUGUAUGCGAUAACUUCUAUCUUUCGAGUUGUUUUUAACUCAGCUUAGUUUAGAAAUAAUUUUGAUUGACGCAUAUUACUAUAUAUCGAUCAAUUAUUAAUAUAUGCAAACAUAAUAUAAUUCCAGUAUGUAGUGUACCAACAACGUGGUUUUACAUUCUAAUUUUUAUAAAUUUCCAAAUUUUGUGAUGUUGGUAAUAUUCAAAAUGAUUUGACCACAUAUCAACGUUUUAUUAAGUAUUUCCGAUAUUUUUAUGUUACGAUCGCUAUAUUUGUGCCAAAAUUUGUAGGCACCUCAGGCCUUUGCUCCAGUAAUUUCCUGAUUUUCCAGAAUAUUCCUUUUACUAUAUAAACAUUUUUAGAUGUAAGUUAUUUUAUUGUCUAGAUAAUGUAUAACGUACGAUUUAAUUUAGCGGAUAGUUUUUUAGGCCUUCUAAUGAUUUUAGCGAAGUGUAUGUCGCGCGUAUGUGAAUGAUUUUUGGUGAUAGCAAAAAAAAAUAGUAAUGAUAAUUUUUAUAUGAAUUCGGUGAUUAUGUUAGUAAAUGAUGUAACUGGUGCUGUGAGAUUCAAAUGCUUGCGACAUACAGAACGUAUGUGGGAAUACUUUGCGUAUUCGGAACUGGACGUUGUCAUUGUGAUUAAAUUAUUUUUUAUGGACACUAAGCACUAUUUGCAGUCAAAGUGUGCUUUUAAUUAAUGCGACUGAUAUGUUCCUUGAAAACUUGUACUAUCCCUUGUAACCAUCUUUCGUUACAAAUUAAAUCAUAAUAAAAUAGUGAAAUAAAGUUGUGUGUAACUAGGAAACAAA
Bombyx mori (domestic silkworm) is the source of this 3354-nucleotide messenger RNA. RefSeq names its product ubiquitin-conjugating enzyme E2-24 kDa. Gene Ontology annotation, cellular component: nucleus. Gene Ontology annotation, molecular function: ubiquitin conjugating enzyme activity. Gene Ontology annotation, biological process: protein polyubiquitination. The record is from RefSeq and is a predicted model, not a curated record. The transcript has 5 exons. The coding region runs from base 586 to 1146 and encodes 186 amino acids. Lineage: Eukaryota; Metazoa; Arthropoda; Insecta; Lepidoptera; Bombycidae.